AUGACGCAGGAGCCUGUGGCACCUGUGCAGAUUAAUCCAGCCAUGGGUAGUGUGAAUUACUCAAAAGGUUCCUGGCUACAAAGAUUUGCAAAUGGGAAGCCUGUGAGAAAACCCAAGCAGCAAGAGCCUUGGAAGGCACUAGCUGAUCAAAGCCGAGACAUCAUUGCCUCUGCUCAGUGCAUCUUGGACAGAGAAAAUUUUGUGAGGGAGCUGGACAGAUAUUUGAAGCACAAUGAUUUCCUAGAUCUGAGAAAGACAGAGCUUCUGUACAAAAAAUAUCUUGAUAAUGUUUCAGAGCCACUUAUGCAAAAAAUGAAGAAAAAAAUGGACAGCCAGUCAGAGAAAGAAGUGUGGAAAAGGAGACAAGAACAAUUCUCUCAAUAUUUAAACUACUUUACAAAGAAGGGCUAUGUGUUUUUGGAUGAUUAUGACCCAUCAGAGUAUGAUCCAUUCUUCCAGAAGACGUGCACAGACUGCUGGAAGGACGAGGAACUCAUCAACUAGCACAAUGACCGAGAGAGCCAAUGAUGUCACCUGUGCUCCAGCUGAGCACAGCCAUCAAAGGUACCCUUUACACAAUUAAGUUACGUGCACUGCCAAAGCAAGUGAGAGCAGGCCAGGCAGGUCUUUAGGCAAACUGCAAUAAACUUACUGUCUUAAACAUGUAGUUCUGAAAUGUUGUUACCCCACUGCCAACGAAAUGUCUGAGAUGCUGCUCCUCUUCUUCCCAGAUCCAUCUCAAUGCUCUACAGGCCAAAACCUGCUAUUUUAGGAGGUUUAACUUGGGCUGAGCUCAAUAAAGACAGUGCUGGUGUUCUCUCCUGGAGACAGUGUCCAAGCAGUAAAUCACUUUUCACAUACAUCGUGGGUGUUUUGAGAAGGCAGGAAAUAAGCAGGGGAGAGGAGAUGGGAAGUGGUGUACACAACACCUGCUGCUUUCUGCAGAGCUAGUGCUGAGCAGCAGCUGCUGCCAGUGCCCUCAAACCUGACCCUCUCCUCUGCCAGUGCAGUCCCAUCUCCCUGCUGCUGCAGCUGACCAGAGCUCUGGGCUCAGAGCCUGGAAACUGAAUUUUCUCUGUCCUCCAAACUCCCAUUGUACAGACACAAUCUCUCAAGAGUUGCCAAGGUUGAGUUUUAUUUAGGAUUAGAAAUACUGAACCACAGAAAACUGUUAAAUGUAACAGAGGUUGACUGAGUAAUAGGAGGGUGCACAGAUGGCAACUGGGUGGGAAACUGCCAGACUUCAGGAGGAAUUUCUGCACCCGUGGAAAACAAGGGCACAGGCUGCUCAGAACUGCAUGCCGUGCUUCUGCAACAAAGCAGCUUAAAGGAGGAAUAGAAUGGUUACAAUGUAACAAAUAUUUAUAAACAAUCCUUUUUUUUUUUAAACCACCCCUGAUUUGGUGCCAAGAGAAAGUUUUUGCUU
This is a messenger RNA of Melospiza melodia melodia, 1426 nucleotides long. It is a transcript of the gene FAM228B, whose product is annotated as family with sequence similarity 228 member B. The record is from RefSeq and is a predicted model, not a curated record. The coding region runs from base 1 to 504 and encodes 167 amino acids. Lineage: Eukaryota; Metazoa; Chordata; Aves; Passeriformes; Passerellidae. The transcript is spliced from 6 exons.